AUGGAUGCGGCGCUGAAUGCCCUCGAAGACCUGAAAGGUCGAUUUGAAGGCAUGGGCUAUGGUGACUACGAGUUGCACGUGGUCUUCAGCUGGGUCAAGGAUCUGGCCCCGCUCGUGAUCCACGUCCAUUUGGACCAGCAACUGACAAGGCGUGUGCGAUCACUACGCGCACGUGCUCGCGGAGUACAACGACUCGAAGUUGCAGGAGAUGACCCGCGUGGCGGCCGCUUUGCCACACAUCGGGAAGCACCCUCUGGGAACGUGCCCAAGAGCGUGUGGCUGCAAGUCCUGAGGGCUUAUUCUGAGGACUGCUCGCAGGAAUGGUGGAGUUCUAUGAGCAUGUGGAGACACACCAAGUGGGUCUCCUGUCCAAGCUCUACGAGAAACGCUUGGGGGUGA
Durusdinium trenchii is the source of this 399-nucleotide messenger RNA. The record is from the annotation of a GenBank genome assembly. Lineage: Eukaryota; Dinophyceae; Suessiales; Symbiodiniaceae.